Sardina pilchardus (European sardine) is the source of this 879-nucleotide messenger RNA. Its product is annotated as microfibril-associated glycoprotein 4-like. The coding region runs from base 75 to 824 and encodes 249 amino acids. The transcript is spliced from 5 exons. Gene Ontology annotation, biological process: elastic fiber assembly. The record is from RefSeq and is a predicted model, not a curated record. Lineage: Eukaryota; Metazoa; Chordata; Actinopteri; Clupeiformes; Clupeidae.
AGACCACUGGCCUGGAAGGUAUAAGAGGAGUCCUUUGCUAGAUUCUGACCGUCACUGGGUACUGAGCCAACAUCAUGAUGAAGGUCUCCCUGAGUCUCCUCCCAGUGCUGCUGGUCAUAGCGAGCCACUCGGUCCACAGCAACCUGAUGGACUGUGCUGACAUCUGCAACGACGGACCCCAGGCCAGCGGGGUGUACACCAUCUACCCAGCAGGACCCAACUCUGCGCAGUAUGUGUACUGCGACAUGGACACAGAGGGAGGGAAGUGGAUGGUGAUCCACAGGAGAAUGGACGGAUCAGUGAACUUCUACCGAGGAUGGGACCAGUUCAAGUCUGGGUUUGGACAUGCUGCUGGAGAAUAUUGGAUUGGUUUGGAGACUCUGCAUCUCCUCACAAAGAAUGAGACCUACGAGCUGAGGGUGGACAUGGAGGACUUUGACGGGAAGACAGCCUAUGCCCAGUACUCCUCCUUCGCCAUCUCCCCGGAUGCGGAGAACGGAGAGGAAGAUGGAUACAAACUGUUUGUCAGCGGCUUCAAAAAUGGCGGUGCAGGUGACUCCCUGGCCUACAGCAACGGAUACAAGUUCAGCACGUUUGAUCGCGACCAAGACUCAUCCUAUUCCAAAUGUGUGGACAAGCAUGAGGGAGCCUUCUGGCACCGGUCGUGCACCAACGUCAACAUCAACGGCGUCUACAUGUGGGGGCAGAGCAAUCCCCACAGCGUGCACUGGCAUGGCUUUAGGAGGGAAAAGUCUCUCAAGUUCAUCUCAAUGAAGAUCAGACCCUCAUCAAUCACCAACAACCCAGACAACUGGCAGUCUUAAGGAGUUUAGCUCUAUCUGAAGCCUUGUAAGACAAGUAUGUCAUAAGCAUGUGAAA